AUGAUGAAACCUUCCAUGGCAGAGACGCUUCAUAAAGGAAGGAUGUUGUGGAUAAUUCUUCUAAGCACAAUUGCUCUAGCAUGGACUACACCAAUUCCCUUGAUAGAGGACUCGGAGGAGCUUGAUGAGCCCUGUUUUGAUCCAUGUUACUGUGAAGUGAAGGAGAGCCUUUUCCAUAUACACUGCGACAAUAAGGGAUUUAUAAAUAUUAGUCAAAUAACAGAGUCAUGGUCGAGACCUUUUAAACUUUACCUGCAGAGGAAUUCCAUGAGGAAAUUGUACACCAACAGUUUUCUUCACUUGAACAAUGCUGUGUCCAUUAACCUUGGGAACAAUGCACUGCAGGAUAUUCAAACGGGGGCUUUUAAUGGGCUCCGGGUUCUGAAGAGGUUGUAUUUGCACGAAAACAAAUUGGACAUUUUCAGGAACGACACUUUCCUGGGUUUGGAAAGUCUGGAAUAUCUGCAAGCAGAUUACAACGUCAUUAAAAGGAUUGAAAGCGGGGCAUUUCGGAACCUGAGUAAAUUGAGGGUCCUUAUCCUAAAUGACAAUCUUAUCCCCAUGCUUCCCACCAACUUAUUUAAGUCUGUGUCCUUAACCCACUUGGACUUGCGCGGGAACCGGCUAAAAGUCCUUUCAUACCGCGGGAUGUUGGACCAUAUUGGCAGGAGCCUGAUGGAGAUCCAGCUGGAGGAGAACCCAUGGAACUGCACGUGCGAGAUCGUGCAGCUGAAGAGCUGGCUGGAGCGCAUCCCCUACACCGCUCUGGUAGGGGACAUCACCUGCGAGACCCCCUUCCACUUUCACGGGAAGGACCUGCGGGAAAUCAAAAGAAGUAAGCUCUGCCCCAUGCUGUCCGACUCUGAGGUGGAAGCCAGCCUGGGCAUCCCUCAGCUGUCAUCCAGCAAGGAGAACGCAUGGCCUACAAAGCCUUCCUCCAUGCUGUCCUCCUUCCAUUUCACCGCCUCCUCUGUUGAGUACAAAACAUCCAACAAGCAGCCCAAACCCACCAAACAGCCCAGGGUGCCCCGGCCUCCCCCAACACCCCGCGGCCUGUACCCUGGGCCAAACCAACCGCCUGUGGCUGCCUACCAGACCCGUCCCCCCAUCCCCAUCAUCUGCCCUACUGGGUGCUCUUGCAGUUUGCACAUCAAUGACCUGGGCCUGACAGUCAACUGCAAGGAGCGAGGGUUUCACAACAUCUCUGAGCUUCUGCCCAGGCCUUUGAACGCCAAGAAGCUGUACCUGAGCGGGAAUUUGAUCCAGAAGAUCUACCGCUCCGAUUUCUGGAAUUUUUCCUCUUUGGAUCUCUUACACCUGGGGAACAACCGGAUCUCCUAUGUGCAAGAUGGGGCUUUUAUCAACCUGCCCAAUCUCAAGAGCCUGUACCUGAAUGGCAACGACAUUGAGCGGCUCACCCCGGGCAUGUUCCGGGGCCUUCAGAGUUUGCAUUACCUGUACUUCGAGUACAACCUGAUCAGGGAAAUCCAGCCGGCAGCCUUCAGCCUCAUGCCCAACCUGAAGCUCCUCUUCCUCAACAACAACCUGCUCCGUACCCUGCCCACCGAUGCCUUCGCCGGCACCUCCCUGGCCCGCCUCAACCUCCGCAACAACCAUUUCCUGGCGCUGCCGGUGGCCGGGGUGCUGGAGCAUCUUCAUGCCAUCGUCCAGAUCGACCUGAAGCUCAACCCUUGGGACUGCACCUGCGAGCUGGUGCCUCUCAAGCAGUGGCUGGAGGCUCUCAGCUCUGUAAGCGUGGUGGGCGAGGUGCUGUGUUCCAGCCCCGAGCGCCUGGCCCGCCGCGACCUGCGCUCCCUGGAGCUGGCGGCCCUUUGCCCCGCCGCCCUGCGCCCCGCUGCCGCCGCUGCUGCAGCCGCCUCGCCCCCCGCCGCCCCUCCGCCUCCCGCCGCUACCGGCGCCGCCGCCUAUGAGCUGCCACCGGCCACGGCCGCCGUGCCGCUCUCCGUCCUCAUCCUCAGCCUCCUCGUUCUCUUCUUCUCCGCCGUGCUGGUCGCUGCCGGGCUUUUUGCUUUCGUCCUGCGCCGUCGCCGGAGGAAGCUGCCGUUCCGCGGCCCGCGGGCGGAGGGAGCCGAUUUGGGCGGUGUGCCGCUGCGCUGCCCGCGGCUCUUCGAGGAGGGAGGAGGCGGCGGCGGCGGUGGCGGCGGCGGCGGCGGCGCCGGUGGUGGGGAGCGCUCCCCGGAGAAGGCGGCCCCGGCGGGACACGUCUACGACUACAUCCCGCACCCGGUGACCCAGAUGUGCAACAAUCCCAUCUACAAGCCGCGGGAGGAGGAGGAGGAGGCUGCAGCGGGCGGCGGAGGAGAGGCGGCGGAGCUGCUGCGGGGCGGCGGCGAGCGCUUCACCCACGCUGCUGCCGCCGCGCAGGAAUCGGGCAGCAACUACCGCACUUUAUUGGAGAAGGAGCAGGAGUGGAGCUUGGCCGUGUCUAGCUCGCAGCUCAACACCAUCGUCGCCGUCCAUCCCCAGCACCCCGCAGGCGGCGGGCUGGCGGCGGGCGGCGGAGGGCUCGGGAGUGCGGGGGCGGCGGUGGGAGGCGGCCCGCGGGACCGCGACCGCCCGCCGCCCUGCGCCGUGGGCUUCGUAGACUGCCUGUACGGCACCGUGCCCAAGCUGAAAGAACUGCACGUUCACCCCCCUGGCAUGCAAUACCCGGACCUGCAGCAGGACGCCAGGCUGAAAGAAACCCUUCUCUUCGCGGCCGGCAAGGGCUUCUCAGACCACCAAACCCCCGCAAGCGAAUACCUCGAGUUAAGGGCCAAACUCCAAACCAAGCCGGAUUACCUCGAAGUUCUAGAGAAGACCACAUACCGGUUCUGA
Messenger RNA from Indicator indicator, 2838 nucleotides. RefSeq names its product SLIT and NTRK like family member 3 (gene SLITRK3). The record is from RefSeq and is a predicted model, not a curated record. The transcript has a single exon. NCBI's taxonomy places the organism in Eukaryota, Metazoa, Chordata, Aves, Piciformes, Indicatoridae. Bases 1 to 2838 code for a protein of 945 amino acids. Gene Ontology annotation, cellular component: GABA-ergic synapse; postsynaptic density membrane. Gene Ontology annotation, molecular function: protein binding. Gene Ontology annotation, biological process: positive regulation of synapse assembly; regulation of presynapse assembly; axonogenesis.